AUGGGUGCGCGUUGCUCAAAAUUUUCCUUCUGCUGGUGGCAUUCUCACCUGAAGCCAUCCGUUCUUCAAUCUUCUGAUCUGGAGAAUGGGGAGAAAAAUGCAUUGCCAAGCUUUACCGAGUUCAGCUGGGAAGUAUUGAAAAAUGCAACAAAUGGGUUUUCUUCAGAGAAUAUUGUAUCAGAACACGGAGAGAAGGCCCCAAAUGUAGUUUACAAGGGCUUGCUUGAGAAUGAUCGCUGGAUUGCUGUUAAGCGCUUCAACAAAUCUGCUUGGCCUGAUUCUCGCCAAUUCAUUGAUGAAGCCCGCACUGUGGGAAAUCUGAGGAAUGAGCGCGUGGCAAAUCUGAUAGGAUGUUGCUACGAAGGGGAUGAGAGAUUGUUGGUCGCAGAAUUCAUGCCUAAUGAAACACUUGCAAAGCAUUUAUUUCAUUGGGAGAACCAGCCCAUGAAGUGGGCAAUGAGGUUGAGGGUGGCUCUGUAUUUGGCGCAAGCUCUGGAGUACUGCAGUAGUAAGGGACGGGCAUUGUAUCAUGAUCUUAAUGCUUACAGAGUCUUGUUCGAUAAGGAUGGUAAUCCCAGGCUCUCUUGCUUUGGCUUGAUGAAGAAUAGUAGAGAUGGCAAAAGUUAUAGCACAAACCUAGCUUUCACUCCACCAGAGUACUUGAGAACUGGAAGAGUGACACCAGAAAGCGUAGUUUACAGUUUCGGAACCAUGCUUCUUGACCUUUUAAGUGGAAAGCAUAUACCUCCAAGCCAUGCACUUGAUCUCAUUCGUGGCAAGAAUUUUCUGAUGCUUAUGGAUUCUUGUUUAGAGGGCCAUUUUUCAAAUGAUGAUGGAACUGAGUUGGUGCGAUUGGCUACCCGUUGUUUGCAAUAUGAAGCACGAGAAAGGCCCAAUGCUAAGUCUCUAGUCACUUCUCUCAUAUCUCUUCAAAAAGAAAACGAGGUUCCUUCACAUGUUUUACUUGGCAUUUCACAUGGAGAUGCAAACUCCACUCAGCCACUGUUGUUGACACCUAUGGGUGAAGCAUGCUUGAGAAUGGAUCUUACAGCCAUACAUGAAAUAUUGGAAAAAACUAGUUACAAAGAUGAUGAAGGGAUCGCCAAUGAGCUAUCUUUUCAAAUGUGGACAAAUCAAAUGCAGGAGACCUUGAAUUCUAAGAAGCAUGGAGAUACUGCUUUUCGAGCCAAAGAUUUCACUACUGCAAUUGAUUGCUAUACACAGUUCAUUGAUGGUGGGACCAUGAUUUCACCGACAGUCUACGCUCGACGGUGCUUGUCUUAUUUGAUGAACGACAUGCCUAAUGAUGCUCUGGGGGAUGCUAUGCAAGCACAGGGUAUAUCUCCUGAGUGGCCUACUGCCUUUUACCUUCAAGCAGCUUCGCUCUUUAGCCUUGGGAUGGAAAGUGAUGCUCAAGAAUCACUUAAAGAUGCCACAAAUAUGGAAGCCAAAAGGAACAGAAAUUGA
Messenger RNA from Fraxinus pennsylvanica, 1467 nucleotides. The record is from the annotation of a GenBank genome assembly. Lineage: Eukaryota; Viridiplantae; Streptophyta; Magnoliopsida; Lamiales; Oleaceae.